AUGCGCGUCCUCGCCUUAUCCAUGGCUGCGCGCACCGCCAUCGUCGCCGCGGCUGCCGGCUCCUUGACCGCCAAGUCCGCUGAUCCUCCCGCUGCCUCAAACUCAUCCGCUUCGUCCGUGCAACACUCAACUUCGCGACCGCCAUCCCAGUCGCUCCAGCAGCAGCAACCACAGCAGGAGUUUGGAGGCAGGUGGAGAGAAGAUAGGAGGGGGAAUGGGCGGAGAACGGCGGGAAGCGGUGAUGGUGGAAGGGGUAAUGCACUUGGUUUUAACGGGCUUGAGACGGCUGCAGCCGGAGCAGGGCGGGAGCAACAGCAGGGCGUGAGGGUGUCGUUUGAAGCGCCUCAAGCAGCAGGCAUGGGGGCGAGAGCUUCGGUCGAGGCGCCCCAAACCACAGCGGUGGGGGCGAGAGGGCCGCUGCAGCAGAAGCUGGGGUGGGAGGCGGACGGCAGGGGGCGCGGGGGGAGAGGCGGGGGGCGGGGGAUGGGUAUGGGCGGGCGGACGGGCAGGGAGUUGCCGCUGGGGGUGGCGAGCGCUGUGAGGGGAGGGGGAGGGGAGCGGUCAGGGGGAUGGGGAGGUGGGGGAGGCGGGGGAGGGGAGGGGGAGGGUGGGUGGGGAGAAGCUAUGAGGGGAAGCGGAGUGGAUGGUUUGGGGGGAUGGGGUGCAGGGCAGGCGCGAGGGGGAGUGGGGGAAAGGAGAGGGGGGAGGGGAGGGGAGAGGGAAGGAGUAAGAGGGGGAGAGAGGGGAGGUGAGAGAGGGGGAGAGAAGGGAGGAGAGAGGGGGGAACAAUGGGCUGUACAGCGAGGAGGGGGUGGGGGAAAGGGGAGUGGCGGAGAUGGUGGAGGUGGCGGAAUGGGGGAGCGGAGUGGAAGGGAGAGGGAGGAGUGGGACUAUAUGGAUGGGAAUCUGACUGAUGGGCAGGGCGAGUGGAAUGCGGAUAGUGACGAGGGUUGGGAUAGGGAAGGAGGAGGGGAGCUGCGCGGGGAAAUAAGAGAGAGGUUCGGGCAGGGGGGAGGAGGGGAAAGGGGCGGGGGAGUGACAGGGCAGGGGGGAAGGGGAGAGAAUCCAUUUUGGAGAGGGGAUGGGCAGGCGAGUGGUAAGUAUGCCGAGGGGAGGGAUGGGAGGGAUGGGAGGGUGGGAGGAUUGGGAAGGGACGGUGGUGUCUGGGGAAGAGGAGCAGGCGAGCAGUCUGGUGUGAGGAGCGGGGAGAGGGAAGAGAGAGGGAGAGAGGGGCAGUGGAGGGGCGGUGGAGAGGGAUGGAGAGAGGCAGGGGAGGGAGGGAGAGGGGGAAGCGAGCAGUGGACGGAGAGGGCAAGCAGAAAGGAUGGGGGAGGCGGUGCUGUGGCACGUGGGGGUGAGUAUGGUGGGGGUGACUAUCAGGGGAGUGAUGGUAAGAGAGGGGAGGACGAGAGAGGAAGACGAGGGUGGGGGACCGCUGGUGAGGAGGGGAGAGGUGAGAUGAGAGUGGGAGUUAGAGGGGAGAGUGGUGCUGAGAGGGAGUGGGGAGGGCGAGUGGGAGAGGUAGAUGAAGAGAGGGGAGAGGGUGGGGGAGUGGUGGGAGAGGAGGAAGCCUGGGAGGCAAACGCAUUGCGGCAACAGCAGCAGCAGCAGCAGCAGCAGCAGAUGAGAGAGCAGCGGAGAGGAACACAGGAGAAACCGCUGGGGGUGAGGGGUGAUGCUGGUGGGGCCAGCAUGGUUGGCGGCGACAGUGCUGCUUCUUUCCCCACCAGGGCAGUAGAGGGUACGGAGCAGAACGCACGGCGCUUCAACCAGUACAUGUCCGAGGGGCAAACCCUCCUGCAGGAGGGCCGCGGGGGCCUGCAGGGGCGCAUCGAGAUCGGCAUGGCGGAGGCCUUCUUAGAGCGCGCCACCGCGCUGUUUGAGCGCGCGUGCCAGCUGGACCCGGUGAGCGUGGCGGCCGUGGGGCAGCUGGGGAACGCACUGCUGGCGCACGGGGAGGUGAAGCUGCGCACGGUGCAGCUGCUGCGGAGCCAGUCGCCGCUUGCUGGUCUACUGGGGGGAGCGGGUGGGGCGAGGGGCGAGGGCGCGGGGGGGUUGCCGGGGGUGCAGCAGGAGCAGGUGGGUCGGGAGGCAGCGGCAGUGAUGGAUCGGCUGGCGGAUGAGUGCGAGCAGCUGCUGGUGCAGGCCGGGCGGCAGUACCGGCAAGCGCUCAGCAUGGAUAGGAGAGAUGCCCGCGCGCUCUUCAACUGGGGGCUCGCUUUGUGUUACCGCGGGCAACUCGUGGCUGAGGAGGCUGGGGACAAUGAGGAGUACAAGGCGCUGGCAGACCGCAUGUUCUGUGCCGCCAUUGACAAGUUUGAGGCCAUGCUCUCCAUGACCGACCGCUGGCACGCCAGUG
This is a messenger RNA of Closterium sp. Naga37s-1, 2359 nucleotides long. The record is from the annotation of a GenBank genome assembly. Lineage: Eukaryota; Viridiplantae; Streptophyta; Zygnematophyceae; Desmidiales; Closteriaceae.